AAAUUCUCGGAAGCGCUCUGGACUAACGAAACGGCGCUCCAAGAGAUCAAACGCAUUGUUCCGCUCGAAAGAGUCGGCGAACCCGAAGAGAUCGCAGGAAUCGUGUCUUUCCUCGCGUCCGACGACUCCUCCUAUUUGACCGGAGAGUCCAUUGCCGUCGCCGGCGGAUACUUCUCGCGACUUUGA
Messenger RNA from Oppiella nova, 186 nucleotides. The record is from the annotation of a GenBank genome assembly. NCBI's taxonomy places the organism in Eukaryota, Metazoa, Arthropoda, Arachnida, Sarcoptiformes, Oppiidae.